AUGGAGAAACUUGCCUUUGCAUUAGUAACAGUAGCUCGCAAGCUCAAGCCAUACUUUCAAGCCCAUACAGUGAACGUUCUGACCGAUAAACCCUUACGAUGGGCGAUGAGCAAUCCUGAAGCUGCGGGUCGACUAGCGCUAUGGGCAAUAGAGUUGAGUGAGUUUGAUAUCCAGUAUUGCCCACGGACUGCCAUCAAAGGACAGGUUGUCUCGGACUUUAUAGCAGAGUUCACUCACGACAAAGACAAGGGGGCAGAAAAGUCCCCUCAUUGGAGCAUAUAUACAGACGGGUCAUCCAACAGACAAGCCGGGGGGGCCGGCAUCGUACUACUGUCGCCCAAAAGGGACAUGGUUAAGUUAAAUGGAGACUAUGAGUGCAAGGGCGAAAGGAUGAAGAGGUACCUUGAUCAAGUAAGGAAAAGAGUAGACGAUCUAGAGACCAAAAUCGUCCAAAUCCCCAAAGGAGAAAAUGAGCAAGCUGAUCGUCUUGCCAAGACCAUUUCAGCAGAACAUAUUAUCGUCCUUGGUAAUGUACUCUCUUUUGUUCAGAUUUCUCCACUAAUAGAUGCCAACGAUGUACAGGAGAUUGGCUUUGAGAGUAACUGGACCACACCGUUGGUUUCGUACUUAAAGAAUGGCGUCUUGCCAGAUGAGAAGGAAGUCACGAGAAAGCUGAAGGUCCAGGCAGUAAGAUUCGUCUUGAUAAAAGAUAUCUUGUAUAAAAAAGGUUUCUCCCGUCCAUAUCUGAGAUGCUUGGGUAAGGAAGAAGCGGACUACGUCAUGAGGGAGGUACACGAGGGGAUUUGCGGAAACCAUUCGGGGUCAAAGUCAUUACUGCACAAGCUUGUGCGAGCAGGGUACUAUUGGCCCACCAUGCAGAAGGAUGCCGAGGCUUAUGUUAAGACCUGUGACAAAUGCCAAUGGUUCAGCAAUAUUAUUAGACAACCAACCGAAGAGUUGACCCCGAUGACGGCCCUAUGGUCGUUCGCUCAGUGGGGAUUAGAUAUUGUGGGACCAUUCCCUACAGUAGUACGGCAGCUGAAGUUCCUGAUAGUAGGCAUCGACUACUUUACAAAGUGGGUGGAAGCUGAAACUUUGGCCACCAUUACGGAAAAGAACGUACGGAGUUUUGUCUGA
Messenger RNA from Quercus lobata, 1137 nucleotides. RefSeq lists its product as uncharacterized. Bases 1 to 1137 code for a protein of 378 amino acids. Gene Ontology annotation, molecular function: nucleic acid binding. The transcript has 2 exons. Lineage: Eukaryota; Viridiplantae; Streptophyta; Magnoliopsida; Fagales; Fagaceae. The record is from RefSeq and is a predicted model, not a curated record.